AAGGAAGCUGGGAGAACAAAGAACAAGCUCUGGGCAGCUCCUGGGUGUGGGUGCUUUGGAAAAAUGCAAGAUGCAGCAGCUGCUGCUUCCCCGGUGGGGUCUGUACAGGGGGCGAGCCCUUCAUUAAAGGGGGUAGACUUUCUCCGGCUGGAAUCAGCCCCCCUAGGGCAGCCCUUGGCUCUGCAGACAGCGACCCCUGAGCUGGAGACAGCAGGUGACGCCGGGAUGACAAGUGAGAACGGGGAGGAGAAGCCCCAGCAAGAAGAUGCUGAUCCAGGAGAGCCUUGCGGGACAUUCGAAGGGAGAUGCAAAGGGGAUGUUUGCUGUGGUUGGCCACAGACCAAAGCCUGUGAGAGUCAGCGCAGAGCAGAGGACACCGUCAGGAGCCGCUCACACCUUAUUAGACAUCGGAGCAUCCUCAUGGGCGAGAGACCCUACACAUGCUCUGAGUGUGGGAAAAGCUUCAGCCAGAGCUCCUCCCUUAUUAGACACCAGAGAAUCCACACAGGUGAGACCCCGUACGUCUGCUCCGAGUGCGGGAAACGCUUCAAUCGGUGCUCUGCCCUGAUCACACACCGGAGGAUCCACACCGGAGACACGCCCUACACCUGCACCGAGUGCGGGAAAUGCUUCAGUCUGAGCUCGACCCUCAUCACACAUCGGAGGAUCCACACCGGAGACACACCCUACAUCUGCGCCGAGUGCGGGAAAAGCUUCCGGCAGAGCUCAAACCUGAACACCCAUCGGCGGAUCCACACCGGGGAGACGCCCUACGCCUGCACCGAAUGCGGGAAACGCUUCAGUCAGCGAUCAACCUUUAUUAGACAUCGGAGAAUCCACACCGGGGAGACGCCUUACACGUGCUCUGAGUGCGGGAAAAGCUUCAGCCAGAGCUCGACCCUCAUCACACAUUGGAGAAUCCACAUGGAAGAGGCUCCCUAUGCAUGCUCUGAGUGCGGGAAACGUUUUAGCCACAGCUCUGCCCUUAUUAGACAUCUGAGGAUCCACACUGGAGAGACCCCCUACCCGUGCUCCGAGUGCGGGAAACGUUUCAGCCACAGCUCUGCCCUUACCACGCACUGGAGAAUCCACACGGGAGAGAUGCCCUACAAAUGCUCUGAGUGCGGGAAAAGCUUCAGGCGGAGCUCCGGCCUCUGCACCCAUUGGAGGAUCCACACUGGAGAGACGCCCUACGCGUGCUCCGAGUGCGGGAAAAGCUUCAGCCACAGCUCUACCCUGACCACCCACCAGAGAAUCCACACUGGGGAGACGCCCUACACCUGCUCUGAGUGCGGGAAACGCUUCCGGCAGAGAUCCAGCCUCAUCACACACCGGAGGAUUCACACUGGAGAGACACCCUACACUUGCUCCGAGUGCGGGAAAAGCUUCCGGCAGAGCUCAAACCUUUUAUCACAUCAGAGAAUCCACACAGGGGAGACCCGCUGAACGUGCUCUGAGUGCGGGAAAAGCUUCAGUCAUGAGUCAUCUUUUCUUAGAUGCCCACGGGUGACAGACCCUAGACAUGCUCCAAGUGUGGGAAAAGUUAAGCCCUGCCCUUCUUAGGCAUCUGAGAAUCCACACUGGAGAGACACCCUACACCAGUGACUCCCAACCAGGAUGACAGAGGUCUUCCAGGGGUACAUGAACUCAUCCUCAGUAGUUGCCUAGCUUUACAACAGGCUACAUAAAAAGCACUAGCGAAGUCAGGACAAACUAAAAUUUCCUACAGACAAUGACUUGUUUAUACUGCUCUAUAUGCUAUACACUGAAAUGCAAGGACAAUAUUUGUAUUCCAAUUGAUUUAUUUUAUAAUGCUAUGGUAAAAAGGAGAACAUCAGCAAAUUUUUAGUAUUAGUGUGGCUGGGACACUUUUGUAUUUGUAGGUCUGGUUUUGUAAGCAUGUCGUUUUUAAGUGAGGUGAAAACUGGUGGGAGGCAAGAGAAAUCCGACUCCGGAAAGGAGGACAGUGGUCUGCAAAGAGGGAGAGCCCCUGCGCUAUGGAGAGCUCUCAUCUUAUCACACGUCAGAGACUCCCCACAGGCGAGACCCCCAACAUAGGCUGGGGCAGGCUGUGCCUCCCCAAAUAAGCCCAGCGUGGCUCCACCCUCGCUCCGCCCAGAAGGCCCCCUCCUGCUUGCCCUUCCCCCUUGGCCACAGCCCAGGCAGGCUGGCUGCUCCUCCUCAGGGAAGCAUGCUGGGGCUGGGGAUAAGGCGAGGGUGGCCAUGGGUGGCCAGCGGACAGGACUUGGGGUGGCUGGGGCCACACAGCACUGAGGGGCCCCGGGCACUGGCAGGGGAAAGGGAGCAGGAGGGGCGGGGCCGGCCGGGAGCUAGCAUCCCCAUGCCUACAAACAAAUCUGCACGGGAGAGGAAUGCCAUGAAUGUCUCGACUAAGCCUUGCCAAAGAUUUUUUUUCCAUUUAAAUGCAUUUGCUCAUUCCCACACAGCACCCGGUAAGGCUCUUUGCACCAUUGCCAGAACCAUGGCCUCUCGUCUCCUGCAGGUGAGUGGCUAGGCUUGACCACAACUAGCUCCACUGAGGUGAAAACUACCUGUCCCUUGUCUCCGCUCAGAUUGUAGGUGGAGUUAGCUGCUGAAGUGAGCUAUCUUAAUGUAAACACACACAUAUAAUUGCAGUGCAGAUAUAAACCCAGGUACAGAAAAUGGGGUUUGCUUUCCCCUUGACCUGACCUAAUCCCCAUUGCUUUUCCUAGUCUGGACAAACCCUGAGCAUCACAUCUAUACUGUUCCCCCAUUGCCAUAGUCACAGAGAUCUCCCUUUGGCGACAGAAAACAGGUACCAGUUUUCUAAUAUGCCGGGUGGGGCUCAACCCCUGCUCUACCCCAGGACCCGUCCCCAUUCCACUCCUUUCCCCA
Dermochelys coriacea (leatherback sea turtle) is the source of this 2877-nucleotide messenger RNA. Its product is annotated as zinc finger protein 501-like. Gene Ontology annotation, molecular function: RNA polymerase II cis-regulatory region sequence-specific DNA binding; DNA-binding transcription factor activity, RNA polymerase II-specific. Lineage: Eukaryota; Metazoa; Chordata; Testudines; Dermochelyidae. The transcript has 2 exons. Bases 64 to 1446 code for a protein of 460 amino acids. The record is from RefSeq and is a predicted model, not a curated record. Gene Ontology annotation, biological process: regulation of transcription by RNA polymerase II.